AUGGAGGACUAUGAUAUCAGGUCCGCUGCCAGCAUUUUAGCCUCGGUUAAGGAGCAAGAGGCUCGCUUUGAGCGGCUCACCCGGGCCCUUGAAGAGGAACGGCGCAAUGUCUCCCUGCAACUCGAACGCGCCAAUCAGCCCUCCGACCGAGUGAGCGCGUGCAACAUUGGCAAUGGCCAGCCCCUGGCAACCGCCUGGCAGCAGCUAGUCCUGCAGGAGCAAAGCCCCAGCAACCAGACUUCCAUAGCCAUGAUGCAGGAGCCCCAAGAAAUGGUCGAGGAGACUGUGACUGUAGAGGAAGACCCGGGCACCCCAACGUCUCACGUUUCGAUUGUGACCUCAGAAGAUGGGACCACAAGAAGGACUGAAACCAAGGUUACAAAAAUGGUGAAAACUGUCACAACGAGAACAGUGCGCCAGGUCCCUCUUGGUCCUGACGGCCUCCCUGUGAUGGAUGGCUCCUCUCCCAUGGGUAGUUACACCGACUCAAUAGACAGAAGACACAUGAAGAACGGGGAACGUUACGUAACACCACAAGCCUCUUCCACCUUGACACGAGCUUACAAUAACUACAAUGAUACUUAUCCCGAUGGCCACGAUGGCCAAUAUCGUCCCUUCAUGGGCCACGAUGGUUAUGGGGACCUCCCCGACAACUAUGGCAGCUUGUCCCGUGGUGUCAAUUAUCGUCCACGUUACGGCUAUGUCCCUGGGAACAGUUACCGGCCGGAGGAUGGUAGUUUUACCUUGCCAAGCAGAAGGGAUAACUAUGGCCCGCUUGCUCAACCUCAGGUGCCAACAGGCAGCAACGUGGACUUAAACCGCUCCCAGCCAGAACGAUUCCAACCAGAGCCGUAUGGGCUUGAGGAUGAUAAUCGCAGCCUUGGGGUUGAUGAUGAGGGGUACGAACUGGACCCAGAGUACUCGACAGUGAACCGAAGAACAUCUGCUGGGAUGCCUGAGAGAGGAAGGCCUCACAAGGGAAGAGGCUAUGAUGAUCCAAUUGAGACUGAGAUUGUCGACGAGAGGAUCCCAUACCUGCAUGGCAGUUACGCGGCACCAUUGGCACAGCCUGAGAGGGGGAGCAUGGCCAGCAUUGACCGCCUGGGCAAGCGCUCUCCUUCCAUCGACAGCAUCCGCAAAGAUCCCAGGUGGCGGGACCCUGACCUUCCUGAAGUUAUUGCUAUGCUUAGUCACCCAAUCGACCCAGUCAAGUCCAACGCAGCAGCGUACCUUCAGCACCUGUGCUAUGAGAAUGAUAAAAUUAAGAAGGACGUGAGGCAUCUCAAAGGGAUUCCAAUUCUGGUUGGCCUGCUAGAUCACCCAAAGCCGGAGGUGCACCGCAAAGCUUGUGGGGCUCUCAGAAAUAUCUCCUAUGGAAAAGAUAAUGAGAACAAGGUGGCAAUAAAGAACUGUGAUGGGAUCCCAGCUUUAAUCAGGUUACUGCGGAAGACAAACGACAUGGAAGUGCGGGAACUCAUUACAGGUACCCUUUGGAACCUGUCAUCCUAUGAACCCCUCAAAAUGGUUAUCAUUAACCACGGCCUUCAGACACUGACCAACGAAGUGAUUAUCCCCCAUUCUGGUUGGGAGAGUGAGCCAAAUGAAGACUCGAAGCCUCGAGACGCAGAGUGGACCACCGUCUUCAAGAACACGUCAGGAUGUUUGAGGAACGUCAGUUCGGAUGGAGCCGAAGCGCGCAGGCGGCUGCGGGAGUGCGAUGGCUUAGUGGAUGCCCUCCUCCACGCCCUGCAGUCUGCAGUUGGCAAGAAAGACACGGAUAACAAGUCAGUGGAGAAUUGUGUGUGCAUCAUGCGGAACCUCUCCUAUCACGUCCACAAAGAGGUACCAGGAGCGGACAAGUUUCAAGAACUAGAAGCAAACCAAUUGGGAAGUUUGGGAGGCACUCAGAAGAAGAAAAAAGACGAUGCUGGCUGCUUUGGAGGGAAGAAGGCGAAAGGAAAGAAGAAUGGCGAUGUGGAUAGGAACUUUGAUACACUGGAUUUACCAAAGAGGUCUGAAUCAGCAAAAGGCUUUGAAUUGCUCUACCAGCCAGAGGUGGUGAGGCUUUACCUCUCGAUUCUCACCGAAAGUCAAAAUUUCAACACUCUGGAAGCAGCAGCGGGUGCGUUGCAGAACCUCAGCGCUGGAAACUGGACCUGGUCCACAUACAUCCGGGCAACCGUGCGGAAAGAGAGAGGCUUGCCUGUCCUGGUGGAACUCCUUCAGUCAGAUUCAGACAAAGUGGUGAGGGCGGUGUCCAUUGCUCUGCGGAAUCUCUCCAUGGAUCGCCGCAAUAAAGAUCUCAUAGGUAGCUAUGCCAUGGGCGAACUGGUGCGAAAUUUGCCUAGCAGGCAGCAACGAUCUUCUAAAAACCUGGAAGAAGAUACAGUGGUGGCAGUUCUGAAUACCAUCCAUGAAAUCAUUACUGACAGUUCGGAAAAUGCCAGGUCCCUGAUCCAGACGCAAGGCAUCCAGAAGCUGGUUGCUAUCAGCAAAUCGAGCCAAUCUUCCCGCGAAACCAAGGCAGCCUCCCAUGUUCUUCAGAUGACCUGGAGUUACAAAGAACUACGGGGUGUUUUGCAGAAGGAGGGCUGGACCAAAUCCCAUUUCCAGACUGCAUCUGCCACUCCUAAAGGAUCCAAAGGCACUUCCUGCAAAUCUGGCUAUGAUGAUAGCACUCUCCCACUUGUGGAUAAAAGUCAAGAUAAUGAAAAGUCGGGAAGUCGGGACAUGAUUCCUAUGGAUGAACUUGGGCCAGAUGGCUACUCCACCAUCGAUCACCGGGAAAAGGAGCGGAAGUACAAAGCCAAUGACAACAUGGGGGACGCGUCAGAGAAAGAACCUCUAAAAAAUGACACAAAUAGGAAAACCAUUAACAGGAGUAACAGGGCUUCGGUGACUCUGGUGGAUGUCCGUGACCCUAAACCCCAGCCUGUUGACUCCUGGGUCUAAUUUGCAUGCAUGGGCUAAAGUCCAGCCGCUUGUUUUAUUAUAUUUUUUUCCUCGACUAAAAGAAGAAAUCAACACACAGGAUCUCAUUACUCAUCACUGCCAUUCAGAUUCGGAAGGCCUUGCAGUUUUUUUUUGCAUCAGUGGAACCAAACAGGCUAUAGAUUCCACGGGGUGUGCGCGGGGCAGGGAGACCUCCAUCGGUCAGUCCUUGAGCAGCCUUACAAGCAGGGCCAUUUGGGUUUUGGAGAACCAGUUACAUUCCCGUUCGACAGCCCCCUUCCCAUGGGAGAAAGCGGAGUCAGGAUCCACGCUUACAUCUAACAGAUUAGGUUCUUAGCUGACUCUUCUAUGUGGAUGGUGCCAAGUAGGAGGCGAAGGUCAUGAGAUGGAGAAGGAAAGCAAAAGACGAGCGAAAGAGAAACUGCAAAAAAAAUUCAAAAGUAUAUCUUAGGUAUAGUCAUGACUGAGAAAUAGCACUUUUUUCUUUCUUCAUUUCUUUUUGAACUGUGAAUUGUUUUUUGUUUUGUUUUUUAAAUAGUGAUUCUAAUUAUUUUUUGUGGCCUAAUAAUUGAGUUUUUAUUCUUUGGGAAGUGAGGAACUGUUGAGUUGUUUGUUGGGAUUUAUUGAAAGGAUUAAGAGAGUGGGGGGGAAAUCUUGGUUGAAUGGCUCAGCACGUGGUAGCCGAAACUGACGUGGGCUGUAUAAUCUGCUUUUGGAGUAAGCGAUCUCACACUGUGCUCUCUCUGUUAUCAUUACAAUUUGGUGUACAGUUCUGCCUUUUUGACUUCUGUAAUGGCUCUUGUUUUUUGUACUUCCAAACAUAUAAAUGGUUCAUCCAAGGUUUUUUGCUGUCCUCAUUCAGAAACCUUGGACAAAUCUGGAGCGCAUUGACGUUUCCUUGUUGCUGACAUUCAUAAUGUGUUAGAAGGGGACUUCCCCCCUCCCUUCUUCAUUUUCAGCAUGUCAGUGCUGGAUCAGUAGCAAUUGAACUUCCAAUGCUGGGGGAGGGGUAAGGUCUGUUCACAUAACGUUUGAGUGAAGUGGAAGCGGCCUUCUUUAAGGAGAUCUGUUUAGAAUUCAACUGUAUGCUUCAGAUUUUUUUUUAUGUGAAAAUAAUCGCCCACUGCUGGACUGCUUCUAUGAUUUUGGCUAAGAUAUUAACAAACUGUGCUUCAAAGGGAACUGUAACAUGUUUUUUUUCUUCAGGCCACACAUGUGUGGGUUCUUUAGUCUGUAAUCAGGAUUUCACAACUGCGAAACAAAGACAUCCCACUUACGGGCAAAGUUUUCUCGAAGGUCUCUUUCCUGUACGAGUCUUGGCGCAAGACUUUGGCCAUUGGUGGAUUUAACCAUAUUCCUUCUUUCCCCCAUACAAUAUACAGUGAUUCUUUGUGCUUUCGCCAUAUUAAUUUAGGGUUUGGUCUGGAGUAGACAGGAAAUGAAAGCAGGACUCUGAGUUUUUUAAAACCCAUUGAUAACAUCUGCCCCCCCCCCCCGCUCUCUGUUUCUCUUUCACUAAAAUUGGUUGGUUGCCACAGUCACUUAUGGCGUGUCUGGAAAGCACAUGUUUUUGAAUCCAGAAAAUUUAAUUUGGGUUUUUUUUUUCAGUGCCUGCUGUUUCCUUUGUAAUUUAAAAUGAUAAAGGGGGGGGGGGGAGAUAAAACAGAACAAAAAAUUACUGUAUUAGUUAAACAUCUAACUUUUUUGUAAAAAAAAUUUAAAAUCCUUUUUAAAAAAAGCAAGCAUCAAGAGCUUUGUAUCUUCUGGAGUAUAAAGAAAAUAAAAUUUGACAUGAAUUACAUAUAUAAAUAUAUAUCUAUA
Eublepharis macularius is the source of this 4773-nucleotide messenger RNA. It is a transcript of the gene ARVCF, whose product is annotated as ARVCF delta catenin family member. NCBI's taxonomy places the organism in Eukaryota, Metazoa, Chordata, Lepidosauria, Squamata, Eublepharidae. Gene Ontology annotation, biological process: cell-cell adhesion; cell-cell junction assembly. The transcript is spliced from 17 exons. Gene Ontology annotation, molecular function: cadherin binding. Gene Ontology annotation, cellular component: adherens junction; nucleus; cytoplasm. The record is from RefSeq and is a predicted model, not a curated record. Bases 1 to 2952 code for a protein of 983 amino acids.